Molecule: messenger RNA, 2470 nt
Organism: Gallus gallus (chicken)
Lineage: Eukaryota; Metazoa; Chordata; Aves; Galliformes; Phasianidae
Gene: SPI1
Product: Spi-1 proto-oncogene
Exons: 6
Coding region: 279-1349 (356 amino acids)
Biological process (GO): cell differentiation; regulation of transcription by RNA polymerase II
Cellular component (GO): nucleus
Molecular function (GO): sequence-specific DNA binding; DNA-binding transcription factor activity, RNA polymerase II-specific
Source: RefSeq, marked validated
AGACAUUUGAUAAAAUCAGGAACUUCAAAUACAACUUGGAAAGAAGUUCACCUCAGAACCUAUUAGGGCAAACUAUGAAAACUUGUUAGGGUUAUUCUCCUAUCCUGAGAUCCACUACUGCAAAGGGACUUCACGGAGUCCAAGGAUCUCACUUUUGUUCUUUUUUUUUUUUUCUUUUUUCUCUUCAUUGUUUUUGUUUGUUUCAUGUGAUUUUUCAAGUCAGUUAUUCUGGAUGUUUGAAAACUGAAUUAAGAAAAAUUCACUCUGAAAUUGGCUGAAUGUUGCAAGCUUGCAAAAUGGAAGGAUUUCCCCUCAUUCCCCCUCCCUCUGAAGAUAUGGUGUCUUAUGAGUCAGACCUCUACCGACAGCCCCAUGACUAUUACCAAUAUCUCAACAGUGAUGGAGACAGUCAUGGUGAUCAUUACUGGGAAUAUCAUCCACACCACGUGCACAGUGAGUUUGAGACCUUUGGUGAUAACCACUUUACAGAACUGCAGAGCGUACAGCCUCCCCAACUGCAGCAGCUCUACAGGCACAUGGAGAUCGAACAAAUGCACGUCUUGGAUUCUGCAAUCCCAACCACACAUAUUGGACUCAACCAUCAGGCUGAACAACCCCAGUUCCUUCAGCCUGUCUUCACAGGAGAGAUGCUUCAGCCCUUGGAUCUUCAUGGCCCUCCUCUGGACCCUCUCCAAAAGCUCCACAUCUUUCCUGCGCUGGGGGCCCCAGACUUGGACACAGUACUCAAUCUGGGGCCUCAUGUGGGCAGAGUAGGGGGGAACAAUCACCUCCCUGGCCCUGCUGGCCACCCAUCUUCUGAUGGAACCCAGGAUACCACUGGCCUUCCAGACUGCAAGCGCACACUGCUGUCUCAUGUUUCCUAUUUGCCUCGGAUGUGCCUACAGUACUCCUCUCCACCACAGCCCAGUUCUGAUGAGGAGGACAUUGAGAGGCAGAGCCCACCACUGGAGGUAUCAGAUGGGGAGACUGAUGGUGUGGACCCUGGGCCUGGAAUCAUGCAUGGUGAAACAGGCAGCAAGAAAAAGAUACGUCUGUAUCAGUUCCUUCUGGACCUUCUUCGCAGUGGAGACAUGAAGGACAGCAUCUGGUGGGUAGAUAAAGAAAAAGGUACUUUCCAGUUCUCCUCCAAACACAAAGAAGCAUUGGCACAUCGCUGGGGCAUACAGAAAGGCAAUCGCAAGAAAAUGACCUACCAGAAGAUGGCACGGGCUUUGAGAAACUACGGCAAGACAGGGGAAGUCAAGAAGGUCAAGAAGAAGCUGACCUACCAGUUUAGUGGAGAGGUGAUGGGAAGGGGGGUCGCUGAUAGGAAGCAUUAUCCUCACUGAGGCCACGGGACCCUAAGCAAGAAAAAUAUUAAGACCUCCUGGUUGAAAACCAGCAGAGGAGAUGGACGCGUCUUUCUCUUUGCUUCCUGUGCCCCCUUCUCUGCCUCUAAAGGGCCUUUACCAUCAGAUGUUUCUGGUACGAAUUCCCUUUUUCAGCAUCUGAGAAUCCUAAACAUGACAGAAUUCUUUGCUUCCAUCCUACAAAUUGGACAGAGUUGGGAAAUAUAAGCGAUGUACAAAUAUAUUAUUGUCGUCAAAGAUUUUUUUGAUUGUAUUGUAACUAAAGAAUACAGCUGAUGAAGUUUUGCCUUCAAGGGUGGUGCUGUGUCACUCACAGUGACACUGCAUUAGCUUACAGCUUUCAAACUAGCAUUAAUACAGGCUCUGCCGCAGCUCUCAAAGCUAGAGAGAAGUUUGCAGAUCUGAGAAUGAUACUGGUUCUUUUAAAUAGUAAUAACAUGUACAUAUUUAAUAAAAUUUGAUAUAAUUAAGUCCUAGUGUUUGCAUAAUAAAUGAUUACGUCACAAACAAAUCUCAUGUGCAUUCAAUCAUGCAGAUACAGCUCACAUUUGGUACCUGAACAUAAAGCACACCGGGCUACAGGGCUUUUUCCCUUUGCCCCUACUUUUACUUUAAAAUAUCAUCAAUGCUAUCAAAUUAAGUACCAAAGAUAACAGGUGACAUUCAUUACUGUGAAAGAAGCUACAGUACUAAAUUCAAUUUUAGAAUAUAUAGAUUUUUUUUUACUUUUUAUUUUUCCCUGUGCAAAUGAAGCCCUGCCAAUUGAAUAACUUCUAUUCACUUAUACCAAGAAUGGCAUUUAUAGCUCUAUCUGGUUUAGAACAUAAGAAUUAACUAUGUUCUACUGUGGUUUCAGUCAUUUUCCUGCUCUUGUUCUUUCCUAUUGCUUGCUUAUCCACAGUGGUAUCUUGACUUUGGCUUAUGAACCUUUCUGGAAAAUGAGUUGUCUUUAAUCAUGUUUUUGCAGAUUUCUGCUUCAAGAGGUUUUUAAGCUUCUAAUUGUGGAAUUUAAUCCCUAUUGUAAAACAAUAGUAACUAAUAACAAUUGCAUUGUACAAAUUACACUCAAAAUGCAAAAUAAAAGAGAAUUCAACACCUGA